AUGUAAUAAUAUAUUGGAGAUAUUAAAUAAUUGCAAAAAUCUCCUCCUGAUUAAUUUUCUUUCUUACUUAGAAUUGGAAAUAAAUCUUAAUCUACAUCUCUUUCAAAUCUCUUCACUGGAGAUCCUGCUAUACCUGUAAUUGGCAAAUAUUCUAGAAAUCAAUAUCAUUUUUUAAAUGUAGAUGCCCUAAUAUAAAUGGAUUUAGAUUUUAGUGAAGAUAAUUAUCAUUGUUAAGGAUAAAAGAUUAAUUUACCUAAUAAUGUAUUAAAUAUUUUACAUAAUAUUCCUGAUAAAAUAAUUCAUAAUAAACCUCCUCCAAAAGAGAAUAAUAAAUAAGGAGCUUAAAAACAACAUAAAGGAUAAUAAAAAUUAAUAAUAUAAUAAUCGGAUAAAAAACUAAAAGAAUAAAUUUAAUAAGAAGGAGAUUUUAUUAUAAUGCAAUUUCAUCCAUUACAAUUUCAUGUUUCUCAUAAUCUCAAAUUUAGUUGGAUUAUAAGUUCAUUAAAAAAUAAAAAGAUUCUUCAACCAAUGAAAUAAGAACCAUGUUUAAGUUACGUGAAUCAUAAUUGGGUAUUUGAAAGAAUCAACUUCAAAAAUACUAAAAAAUUAAUUUAAUAUCUCCCCAUAUGUGUUAUAGAUCCAAAAGGAGUAUUUGAAUAUCCAGAUCCAUAUAAAGGACUUAGUUUUAAAGGUUUAAGAUCUGAAUACAUGUCAGUUCAUUUAGGUCCUUAAGGAUCACUUUGUUUUUCACCAAACAAUAUGAAAUUAAUGGUUGAUAUGAAAUGUCCUUUAAUUUCAUUUUGGACUGUUAUUCUAUAAGAAAAUGGAAUUCAUUAAGUUAAUUUACAUUGGAUCAUUUUAUAUGAAUUAUUCUCAGAAAUGUCUCAUGUAAUAACAAAAGAAGCAUAAACAAUUUAACAAUUAAUAAUAAAUUAUAGUGAUUUAAUUGAUGAUUUUAAAACAGAAUGCGAACAAAUAAAUAAAGUUUUUGGUUGA
Paramecium sonneborni is the source of this 996-nucleotide messenger RNA. NCBI's taxonomy places the organism in Eukaryota, Ciliophora, Oligohymenophorea, Peniculida, Parameciidae. The record is from the annotation of a GenBank genome assembly.